Dentiscutata erythropus is the source of this 1299-nucleotide messenger RNA. The record is from the annotation of a GenBank genome assembly. NCBI's taxonomy places the organism in Eukaryota, Fungi, Glomeromycota, Glomeromycetes, Diversisporales, Gigasporaceae.
AUGCGGGAACGUCAAAUUUGGUUAUGUAAUCCAUCAUUAGUUGAUAAAAUUUUCACAAAUUCUACGAAAACAAAUUUUUUUCGUAGAUCAUUAUCUACUCAAGGAUUUGAAGAAUUAGGAAUUGAUAAAGUUGGUAUCGCUUUUAAUAGAGAUUUAAAAAGUUGGAGAUAUAAUCGUAGGAUUUUAAGUUACACGCUUACAAAUGGUAGAGUUUUAAAAGAAAGUAUAAAAAUUGUUAAAAAACUUUUUGAAGAAAUUGAAGGUUAUUGGAUUACUUUAAAUAAUGAAAAUAAUUUAUCGGAUAAAAUUAAUGAAGAAUUUAUAGUUGAUCUUAGUCAAUGGACGAGAAGAUUUAUGACUGAUCUUGCUUUAAAUCUGAAUUUUAGUGAACAUGCAUUUAGCAUGGCAAGUUAUUUUAAUUUACUUAGUAAAAGUAAAAAUCAACAAUCUCAAGAAAUUAUCGAAUCUGAAAAAUUCCUCAAAAGUCUCACGAUAUGGGUACAAAAUAUAAUAUUUCUAAUGUUUUGUCCUUCAAGUUUCAUUCGGCAUUAUAUCCCACCGUUCUCUUAUUUUCAAUUAAAAUUUCAAGCAAAUUAUGAUUGGUUAACUAGCGCGUUUUCCAAAAUAAUUCAAAAGCGUAUGAAAGAAAUUGAAAAUGUACCUUUGGACAAGAUUCAAACACAUGAUAUUUUAACUACAUUAUUGACGGUUAAUAUCGAUCAAGAUUUAGAAAAAAAUUAUAGAUUUGGUGAAAAAAUCAGACCAAUGGAUGAAACGGAAAUUGCUGGUGUAUUAUUGGAAUUUUUCGUUGCAGGAGUUGAAACGGUGUUAACUACAACAUGCUUUGCUAUUUAUUAUAUCUGCAAACAUCCUUUGGCGAAGCAAAAGCUCAUUAACGAAUUUGAUUCAGAAUUUCCAGAUUUAUCAUUAUUAAAUGAUAAGCUUAUCUAUGAAAAACUUUUAAAUAAUCUUCCAUAUUGUGAUGCUAUAUUAAAAGAAACAAAUCGAUUAGGAACAAAUCCUCCAAUUAAUCCUCGAGAAGCUUCCAAUAGAGAUGAAAUUGAUGGUCACAUAAUUUCUAAAGGGUCUAUAGUAGUCACAUGUACAGAUGCUAUUCAUUUACAUAAAGAUUAUUGGGAAAAACCUAAUGAAUUUAUUCCCGAAAGAUUCUUAUCUAAAGAAGAUUAUCCUCUAUCUGCUUCUCAAAAAUUAUAUACUUUCGGUAAUGGAUUAAGAGGUUGUAUUGGCAAACAAUUAGCAUUGAUUAAAAUUAAAGCAUUUUUAGUUUUAUUUUUGUGA